CUCGUUCAUUAUUAAGCCAAACCUGCUUUCUCUCUCUUCAUUUCAACCAUGGAUAUCCCAAUUCUACCCUUCUCCUUCUUCGUCAUUCUCGUCACCUACUACCUCUACCGCCGUUUCCGGUUCAAGCUUCCUCCCGGUCCACGUCCACUUCCCGUCGUCGGAAACCUCUACGACAUCAAACCGGUCAGAUUCCGGUGUUUCUACGAAUGGGCUCAAGUCUACGGUCCUAUCAUUUCCGUUUGGUUCGGUUCCACCUUGAACGUGGUCGUUUCCAACACGGAAUUGGCUAAGGAAGUGUUGAAGGAGAAGGACCAACAGUUAGCCGACCGACACAGAAGCCGAUCGGCGGCCAAGUUUAGUCGGGAUGGUCAGGAUUUGAUUUGGGCUGAUUAUGGUCCUCACUAUGUUAAGGUUAGAAAGGUUUGUACUGUCGAGCUUUUUACUCCAAAGAGACUCGAAGGUCUCAGACCCAUCAGAGAAGAUGAAGUCACUGCCAUGGUUGAAUCCAUCUUCAUAGAUUGCAACAAUCCUGAGAACAAAGGAAAGGCUUUGUUGGUGAAGAAGUAUUUAGGUGCGGUUGCAUUUAACAACAUAACAAGGUUGGCAUUUGGGAAGAGAUUUGUGAAUGCAGAAGGGAUUAUGGAUGAACAAGGUCUUGAAUUCAAGGCUAUCGUCUCCAAUGGUCUGAAGCUGGGCGCAUCCUUAGCCAUGGCGGAACACAUUCCUUGGCUAAGAUGGAUGUUCCCGUUGGAGGAGGAGUCAUUCGCCAAACACGGCGCCAGGAGAGACAACCUCACCCGAUCGAUCAUGGAUGAACACACAGAGGCUAGGAAGAAAGGCGGGGCUAAGCAGCACUUUGUUGAUGCUUUACUCACUCUUCAAGAUAAAUAUGAUCUAAGUGAAGACACCAUUAUUGGUCUUCUCUGGGACAUGAUCACGGCUGGAAUGGACACGACUGCCAUAUCAGUAGAAUGGGCGAUGGCGGAGCUGAUCAAAUACCCUCGAGUCCAACAGAAAGCGCAGGAAGAGAUGGAUCGAGUAAUCGGAUCAGGUCGGGUUAUCAACGAGACGGACUUCUCGAACCUCCCUUACCUCCAAUGUGUGGCGAAAGAGGCAUUGAGGCUACACCCGCCCACUCCGUUAAUGCUCCCUCAUCGGGCAAAUGCAGAUGUCAAGAUAGGCGGUUACGACAUCCCCAAAGGAUCCAACGUUCACGUCAACGUCUGGGCAGUGGCUAGGGAUCCUGCGGUUUGGAAGAAUCCAUUGGAAUUCAGACCGGAGAGGUUUCUUGAGGCGGAUGUUGAUAUGAAGGGUCAUGAUUUCAGGCUGUUACCUUUUGGUGCGGGAAGAAGAGUCUGUCCUGGGGCUCAAUUGGGAAUCAAUCUGGUAACGUCGAUGCUGGCGCAUCUUCUUCACCAUUUCUCGUGGUUCCCGCCGGAAGGAAUGACGCCGGAGCAGAUUGAUAUGUCGGAGAAUCCUGGAUUGGUUACUUAUAUGAAGAAACCUUUAGAGGCGAUUGCUAAACCACGAUUGGAUGAUGCAGAUUUGUUCAAACGCAUCCCUUACGAAGAAAUGUAGUUUUUGAUUUUCGAUUUCAUUCUUUUGAAUUUUCAAAGAAAGUUGUUGUAUCAGCUCUACGGAUUUCAGUUACUGCAAUAUAUAAUAUGAACUA
Impatiens glandulifera is the source of this 1672-nucleotide messenger RNA. RefSeq names its product cytochrome P450 98A2. The transcript is spliced from 3 exons. The coding region runs from base 49 to 1578 and encodes 509 amino acids. The record is from RefSeq and is a predicted model, not a curated record. NCBI's taxonomy places the organism in Eukaryota, Viridiplantae, Streptophyta, Magnoliopsida, Ericales, Balsaminaceae. Gene Ontology annotation, molecular function: heme binding; oxidoreductase activity, acting on paired donors, with incorporation or reduction of molecular oxygen; monooxygenase activity.